AGCGACUCUCUCAGUCUUAUUGGUCACUUCGCAUGUCAUUAUCAUAGUCGGUUUUUGGUGUGGAAAUCAUGUUAACGCUGUUACAACUGUAACUCUGUUGAACUAUAUGUUUGGCGGCGACAUUGGAAAAGGAAACCAUUUAUACAUUCGUCGCAACACCCCAACAACAGAAACUUCAGAAUGAGCGUGGGGUUCAUCGGAGCGGGUCAGUUGGCCCAUGCCUUGGUGAAGGGAUUCAGCGCUGCAGGUGUCAUUGCCACACAGAGGAUCACUGCCAGCUCCCCAGACACAGAUCUUCCCACAGUGUCUGGACUGCGGAAAAUGGGUGUCAAUCUCACGACCAGCAACAAGGAGGUGGUGAACAAGAGUGACGUUCUGUUUCUGGCUGUCAAACCACACAUCAUCCCCUUCGUGUUGGAUGAGAUCGGACCGGACAUUGAGGACCGCCACCUCAUUGUGUCCUGUGCAGCUGGUGUCACCAUCAGCUCCAUUGAGAAGAAGCUGCUCCAGUACCGCCCGUUCCCCAAGGUGAUGCGAUGCAUGACCAACACCCCGGUGGUGGUUCGGGAGGGAGCCACGGUCUACGCCACGGGUACCCACGCCGAGCUAGAGGACGGGAGGCUGCUGGAGCAGCUGAUGGCCAGUGUGGGCUACUGCACGGAGGUGGAGGAGGACCUGAUCGAUGCCGUCACCGGACUCAGUGGCAGUGGACCUGCCUAUGCAUUUACAGCUGUGGAAGCGCUUGCUGACGGGGGGGUGAAAAUGGGUCUGCCCAGGAGACUGGCUAUACGGCUUGGAGCACAGGCCCUGCUGGGAGCAGCCAAAAUGCUGUUGGACUCGGAGCAGCACCCUGGCCAGCUGAAGGACAACGUUUGCUCCCCAGGGGGCGCCACCAUUCACGCCCUGCACGUCAUGGAGAGUGGGGGCUUCCGCGCCCUGCUCAUCAACGCUGUGGAGGCCUCCUGCAUUAGGACCAGGGAGCUCCAGUUCUUGGCUGACCAGGAGAAGAUCUCUCCUGCGGCCAUCAAGAAGACUACGCUGGACAAGGUUCUGCAGCAGCCAGGGGUGGGAACAGGGGUGGGCGUCCGGACGGGAUCUGGGAUCAGCCUGUUCAACAGCAGCAACCCCAGGCAUAAGAAGUAAUUGAACUGAGUGGCUCUGAUCACAGAACAGGGGUGAAUUCAUUAGUGCAUUGCAGACCAUAUCAAAACAUUUUGCAACAAAAACAAGUUUCUUAGCGGACAAGUUCAGGUAGUUCCUCCCUGUUUCGGUCUUUUUGCUUCCUAGUGAUACGCCCCAGGUAGAGACCCUCAAAAGAAUGAAAUGCUGCUGAACAUAUUAUUUCAACCCUAAAACAUUUGUUAUGGUUAUAACAUGCCAGCUGAGAGGAGGGGCAUAAAUGACAUCUUCAUAAAUGUGAGGAUAAACUUAAAGCAGCAAUAGAGGAUGUAGGGUGAAGGGACACUCCUCCUGCUCUCCUUCCAUGUUCACUGACUAGAAACAUCUGGACAGGUAAAAGCAAGUUCCUAAUAGAUAUUAUGGCUUCCACCUGUCCAGUGUUGUCAUACCAGUGCAGAUGAAGGAGAAAAGCGGAAGGAGGUGACUGGGGGAAGAAGACUAACAUAGACAGUUAAGAUGGACCAACAUGGUGAUGAGCAACAGGUCACAAUUCCUUUACAUUUUAGCCAUUUAGCAGAUGCUCUUAUCCAGAGCAACUUACAGGUGCAAUUAUGGUCAAGUACCUUGCUCAAGGGCACGUGAACAGAUUUUUCACCUAGUCGGCUCUGGACUCGAACCAGGUAUCUAUCGUUUACUGUUGGAACGUACUUAACCUCUAGGUUACCUGCCGCCCACUCCCUUUCAGUAGAAACACAGAGACAGAUGUGGAGUUGGAUGUCUUAUGUGCUUAGCUAUCUAUAGCUUCUGUUUCAUAGACUGUGUGCCUAUAUGUUCCGUUAGACAGAUUGUUAGGUCAUACAUUAUGUACAGUGUUACUGGAACUAUUUUGGUCUGUUGCUAAACAGCAAAGGUCCCUGUUUUCUAUUGUUGUUUAUCUCUUCAUUUUCUGGCUAUUUUCUUUGCUUGAUUGCGAGAUGAUAUUACAGCUUUAGUAUGUUAAUCAUUUUAGCCUGACUGAGGGUGUUGUAGAAGGAGCAACACUGUUUAGACACCACAACAAAAUGGGAAAUCUAUUUAACUUUUCUUUAUCCAGAUUUGUCUUGUUGAUGUAUAUCUUCUUUAUAAUAGACUUGUUCAGGAUGGUAGGAGUCAUUAAUGUUACACACACAUAGAUAUCUAUCUACACUGAACAAAAAUAUAAACGGAACAUGCAACAAUGUCAACGAUUUUAGCGUUACAGUUCAUAUGAGGAAAUCAUUCAAUUAAAAUCGAUUUAUUAGGCCCUAAUCUAUGGAUUUUAAAUGACUGAGAAUACAGAUAUGCAUCUGUUUGACAAAGAUGCCUGAAUAAAAAUGGGCCUUAAUAAAAAUGGGCCUUAAUAAAAAAAAAUGGGCCUUAAUAAAAAUGGGCCUCAGGAUCUCAUGGUAUUUUUGUUUGUUCAAAUUGCCAUCGAUAAAAUGCAAAUGUCUUUGUUGUUCGUAGUUUAUGCCUACCCAUACCAUAACCAGGGUCGCCACCAUGGGGCACUGUUCACAAUGAUGACAUCAGCAAGCCACUCGCCCACAUGACGCCAUACACAUGGUCUGCAGUUGUGAGGCAGGUUGGAUGUACUGCCAAAUUCUCUAAAACGACAGUAGAGAAAUGAACAUUAAAUUCUCUGGCAACAGCUCUGGUGCAGAUUCCUGCAGUCAGCAUACCAAUUUGCAGCUCUCUCAAACUUAACCUCUGGCAUUGUGUUAUGUGACAACUACAUGGCCUUUUGUCCCCAGCACAAGGUACACCUGUAUAAGGAUCAUGCUGUUUAAUCAGCUUCUUGAUAUGUCACACCUGUCAGGUGGAGGGAUUAUCUUGGCAAAGGAGAAAUGCUCACUAACAGUGAUGUAAACAAAUUUUUGCACAACGUUUGAGAGAAAUAAGCAUUUGUGCAUAUGGAGCAUUUCUGUGAUUUUUUUUUUCAGUUCAUGGAACACUUUACAUGCUGCUUUUAUAUUUCUGUUCAGUGUAGAUGAAUCUCCUUUGCAAGAUAGACUUGCUACACACAACACAUGUGAGAGACUUGUUCAAGAUGGUAGCAAUCAUUGUUACACAUACACAGUAGGUAGACUACAGUAUUUUACAUAAGACAUUUUACGUUCAGCCCUUUUACAUAUUUGACUGGCAUAUCACUGUUUACAAGGUGGAAGUGGUACUAUUAGGCCAAUACAAAGUGAAAUACAUGAAUAUGCUGAAUGUGUAAGAGUUUAUAUAUUUUGUUCACAAAAUAUGUAAAGUCUAGCUAGAUCUGUUUUAUUAAACAUUAUUUCCAAAACUUUCAUGAUUAAUUAAAUUAUUUAAACUAUU
Messenger RNA from Oncorhynchus gorbuscha (pink salmon), 3459 nucleotides. RefSeq names its product pyrroline-5-carboxylate reductase 1, mitochondrial-like. Bases 181 to 1143 code for a protein of 320 amino acids. Gene Ontology annotation, molecular function: pyrroline-5-carboxylate reductase activity. The transcript is spliced from 8 exons. The record is from RefSeq and is a predicted model, not a curated record. Gene Ontology annotation, biological process: L-proline biosynthetic process. NCBI's taxonomy places the organism in Eukaryota, Metazoa, Chordata, Actinopteri, Salmoniformes, Salmonidae.